AUGCCCGGCGCGCUGAAAAGCGAUCUGAAUCGACAUAUGCCGAAGCUGGUGCAGCUACUGCUUUUGUGGACCUUGCAGGAGGAUCCAACUUUUGGUGCGUAUACGGAAGCGUUUGCGGGGUUGAGUCCGAAGGUGGAUCAGGGAAGGAAUGGAGCAUUUGGUUUUGGCGAUGGCAGCGGAGGAGGAGGGUGGAACGAGACUUGCGGAGAGAUUCUGGGAGUGGAGUGA
Letharia lupina is the source of this 228-nucleotide messenger RNA. RefSeq lists its product as uncharacterized. The record is from RefSeq and is a predicted model, not a curated record. The coding region runs from base 1 to 228 and encodes 75 amino acids. NCBI's taxonomy places the organism in Eukaryota, Fungi, Ascomycota, Lecanoromycetes, Lecanorales, Parmeliaceae. The transcript is spliced from 2 exons.